Eufriesea mexicana is the source of this 6300-nucleotide messenger RNA. RefSeq names its product mucin-19. The transcript has 6 exons. The record is from RefSeq and is a predicted model, not a curated record. Bases 87 to 6269 code for a protein of 2060 amino acids. NCBI's taxonomy places the organism in Eukaryota, Metazoa, Arthropoda, Insecta, Hymenoptera, Apidae. Gene Ontology annotation, cellular component: extracellular region. Gene Ontology annotation, molecular function: chitin binding.
UCGCGAGAUGAGGAGCACCUGUUCGAAUUAAAGAGGACUUUUCAGUUCGACGUUGAUUCUACGUACAGAUACGCUGAAUCGAAACCAUGUGGACGGACGUGCGAGCAUUAGGGGUGCUGGUAAUAUUAGUCUCUUCGACGUUUGCGGAACUCGAUCUCGAUUCUUUCCAUCGUCGUGUACAUCCACCUAGAAGAGGAAGGAAGGAUUUCACGUGCGUAGAAGAAGGAUAUCAUCCUGAUCCUCACGACUGUAGGACGUUCUACAGAUGUGUCGAUUGGGGAAAUGGGAGACCUCUAAUGAAUUUUAGAUUCGAAUGUGCUGCUGGCACAGUGUUUUCCCCUCAGAGGGGUAAUAUCUGUACUCAUCCGAACGACAGCGGACGUCCAGAAUGUGGUGGAUACGAUAAUGAAAUCGAUUCGGGUGCAGAAGCACCAUCGCAAGCACCAGCUACGCAAUGGACAACGGAGGCAGUUAUCACGAGCACGACUGCACCACCUACGACUACGACUCAGGUUACGACAACCACAACUGGACCACCGCAAACAUCUUACCAAACGACUACCAGAAGUCCACCGACAACGAGCAACCAACCUUCUGUAACAAGUGGACAACCAGGGAACGACCAAGAGCAAACACAAUGCACUCGUGAAGGAUUCUUUUCUGACUCGAAUAAUUGCAGAAAAUUCUACAGAUGCGUUGACGAGGGUUCUGGAAAAUUCAUUAAGUACGAAUUUGAAUGCGGGGUUGGAACAGUCUGGGAUCCAAAAAUUGAAGGGUGUAAUCAUGCUUGGGCCGUAUCACGGGAAGAUUGCAAGGAAGGUACAGGGACUGGAGGUGGUAGCAGCGAUAAUAGUGGACAAUGGAACGGAGAUAACAGUGGACAAUGGAAUGGAGAUACGGGAGAUAAUGGAGGACAAUGGAAUGGUGAUACUGGAGAUAAUGGAGGACAAUGGAACGGAGAUUCAGGUAGUCCCGGACAGCCCGGAGAUCCUAGUGGUACACCCGGUCAACCAGGUCAACCUGGAGAUCCCAAUGGACAACCUGGUACCCCUGGCAGUCCAGGAACUCCUGGUACACCAGGUACACCAGGAACGCCUGGUACGUCUGAUACGUCUGGAUCCCCUGGCACCCCUGGCACACCUGGCACGCCUGGCACACCUGGUACGCCUGGCACACCUGGUAGCCCUGGUAACCCCGGUACACCAGGCACUUCUGGCUCGCCUGGCACGCCUGGUACCCCUGGAACUCCAGGCACCCCAGGCACGUCCGGCACGCCUGGUACUCCCGGCACAUCAGGCACCCCAGGCACACCCGGAACCCCUGGGAGACCUGGUACUCCAGGUACUCCAGGUACUCCAGGAACCCCUGGAACUCCUGGCACACCUGCACCCCCUGGCGAACCUGGAACUCCCGGUACACCUGGCCGCCCUGGAACUCCAAAUACACCUGGUAGUCCUGGGGAACCCGGAAUUUCUGGAUCACCAGGUUCUCCUGGUACACCUGGUAGUCCUGGCACAUCAGGCACUCCUGGAACUCCUGGUACACCUGGUAGUCCUGGAUCCCCUGGUACACCUGGUAGUCCCGGCACAUCAGGCACUCCUGGAACUCCUGGUACACCUGGUAGUCCUGGAUCCCCUGGUACACCUGGCAGUCCUGGGACUCCUGGUAGCUCUGGAUCCCCUGGUACACCUGGCAGUCCUGGGACUCCUGGCAUCCCUGGAUCCCCUGGUACACCUGGUAGCCCUGGCAGUCCUGGGUCCCCUGGUACACCAGGCACUCCCGGAUCUCCUGGCACACCUGGCAGUCCUGGCUCUCCUGGUGCACCUGGUAGUUCUGGAAUUCCUAGUACUCCUGGCAGUCCUGGAUCUUCUGCUACACCAGGCACCCCCGGAUCUCCUGGUACACCUGGCAGUCCUGGAACUCCUGGCACACCUGGCAGUCCUGGAACUCCUGGCACACCUGGUAGUCCUGGAACUCCUGGCACUCCUGGCACACCUGGAUCCCCUGGUACACCUGAUUCUCCUGGAGAAUCUGGAAUCCCUAGUAGCCCUGGAACUCCUGGCACUCCUGGCACACCUGGAUCCCCUGGUACACCUGGUUCUCCUGGAGAAUCUGGAAUCCCUAGUAGCCCUGGAACUCCUGGUACACCGGGCACUCCUGGAUCUCCUAGCACACCAGGCACUCCUGGCACACCUGGGUCAUCUGGUACAUCUGGUUCUCCUGGAGAAUCUGGAAUUCCUGGUAGCUCUGGUACUGCUGAUACACCCGGUACCCCUAGUUCACCUGAUACUCCUGGCAUACCCGGUACUCCUGGCACACCCGGUACCCCUGGCACACCUGGUAGCCCUGGCACACCCGGUACUUCUGGCACACCCGGUAGUCCUGGUUCCACAGGAACUUCUGAAACAUCGAAUCCGCCAGGUACAUGCACGAAGGAAGGGUUCUUCCCUGAUUCUGAAGAUUGUCGUAAAUUUUAUCGUUGCGUCGGUAGUGGUUCAACGUUUACUAAGUACGAAUUCCAGUGUGGCACCGGUACAGCUUGGGAUUCAACUCUGCAAAGCUGCAACCAUGAUUAUCUCGUUCCUAAUUGUAAAAGUGGAUCUAGUUCGUCUAGUUCUCCAGACACUACAGAUCCAGAUUCUUCUAGCAACGAAGUUAGUGGUACUACUAGUCAACAAAGUGCACAAACCGAAACAACUGCCCCAUCGACUAUAUCAUCUUCGAGCGGUUCAUCAUCUUCCUCUCCUACUCCUGCAUUAAUUACUGAAUCAACAGUUAGUGCUUCAACAACCAUUUCAACAACUUCUACAUCAGAUAGUCGACCAUCAUCUGUCACGUCAUCUGAACCUUCAAUAAUUAGCUCAACGGCACAAUCAGCAUCUCCUACAGUACAAACAAGUACAUCUGAAAUUCAGUCCACAGAUGUUACAGAAUCUGUCUCCGAUUUACCUCCUGAAAGCAGCACUACGUCUAGCACUUCAACCAUAACAACCAGCACAUCUCCUGCAACAUCACAAUGCACAGAAGAAGGAUUUUUCCCUGAUCCACAAGACUGUCGGAAAUUUUAUCGUUGUGUCGGUAGUGGCUCAACAUUUACUAAGUACGAGUUCCAGUGCGGUACUGGUACUGCUUGGGACUCAACCCUUCAGAGUUGUAAUCACGAUUAUCUUGUUGCUAAUUGUAAAAAGGAACCUGAUUCACCCAGUUCUACAGGUACGACAGAAUCAAAUUCAUCUGAAAAUGAAAUCAGUAGCACUACCAGACAACCAAUUACAUCUGAAACAGAAAGUAGUACAACAUCAAGUUCUACGUCGCCUUCUGCAUCAUCGGACAGUUCAUCCACUGUCACAUCAUCGAGCAGUCCAACAACAACUACAUCAACAUCGAGUAUUACAUCAUCGACCAGUAGUUCAAUAACUGACACAUCCUCAGUGCCAUCUUCCACUGCACCUCCUACAACUGAAUCAAGUGCACCUAGUUCUCAAUCUACAGUGCCAUCUCCCACUGCACCCCCUGUUACCGAAUCAAGUACAUCUACUUCUGAAUCUACAGUGCCAUCUUCCACUGCACCCCCUGUAACUGAAUCAAGUACAUCUACUUCUGAAUCUACAGUGCCAUCUUCUACUACACCUCCAAUAACUGAAUCAAGUACAUCUAGUUCUCAAUCUACAGUGCCAUCUUCUACUACAUCACCUGUAGCUGAAUCAAGUACAUCUAGUUCUCAAUCUACAGCAUCAUCUUCCACUACACCCGCAGCAGCUGAAACAAGUACAGCCAGUUCUCAAUCUCCAGGUGUUACAGAAUCUUCACCUCCAAUGAGCAGCACCAUUUCUAGCCCGCAAACAACCACUGUAACCAGCUCUUCCGGAACAUCUCAAUGCUCAGGAGAAGGUUUCUUCCCGAAUCCAAAUGACUGUACUAAAUUCUACCGCUGCGUUCAAUCUCAAUAUGGACUUCAAAGAUACGACUUUGAAUGCCCAGCUGGUACAGCUUGGGAUCAAUCUCUUGAAACUUGCAACUAUAUCAACCAGGUAGCAUCUUGCUCUUCAGAAAGUAAUGAAAUUGAUCACGGCCAAGGCGAUCAAGGAUCAACAAGUUCUACGCCAACAUCUACUUCAACAUCACCUGUCAGUAGCUCUUCUACUAGCUCAUCUGCUAGUACUACACCUGAACUAAGUAGUACGCAACCAGGAGAACCAGAAACUUCCACAAGCGCUACUUCAAGCACUUCCGGAAAACCAGCGGAAAUACAAGAAACUCCGAGUACUGAAGCCUCACCUUCUACGUCUUCAACCUCGUCAGCUUCUACCGAAUCUAGCAUUCCAGAUUGUACAUCGAAAAAGCCUAAUAAUACCAUAACUUGUGAUAAAGAGGGAUUCUACCCGCAUCCCACUCAGUGUGAUAAAUUCUAUCGUUGCGUCGAUAAUGGAAACGGCUUCAACGUGUAUCAUUUCGAUUGUGCACCUGGAACUAUAUUCGAUCCCAGCAUCGAUGUAUGCAAUUAUCCCGAAUCUGUUUAUCCUGCAAGAGAUUGCACGAUACCCACUUCUUCUAGUACAACUAGUACUACAGAACAAACAGCUACUACUGGGAGUGGCGAGGAAUCUACGACAGAGUCGAAGGGAAGCGAAGGAACCACCGUGUCUACAACAUCAACGAUACCUUCGAUAGAAACGAGUACAGCUGCGGAAUCCACGGUUAGUUCUGAAGCAACCACAGAGUCCACGUCAGAAUCAACUUCAGAGUCUACGUCAGAAGCAACCACCGAGUCCACAUCCGAAUCGACUGCAGAAUCUACUUCUGAAGUAACUACAGACUCUACAACAGCGCCAACCUCAGAGUCUACGACAGAAUCGACCUCAGAAUCUACAUCUCAAGCGACUUCCGAAUCUACUUCUGAAGUAUCCACCGAGUCUACAACCGAAAUAACCACCGAAUCAACAUCUGAGGCGACUAGCAGCGAAUCUACGUCCGCAGCAACGACUGAAUCGACGUCAGAGGCAACAACUGAAUCAACGUCAGAAGCAACUACAGAAUCGACAUCGGAAGCAACUACAGAAUCUACGGCGGAAGCGACUACAGAAUCUACGUCUGAAGCGACUACAGGAUCAACGUCUGUAGCAACUACCGAGUCCACAUCUGAGGCAACCACCGAGUCCACGUCUGAAGCAACCAGCGAAUCCACGUCUGAAGCGACCACCGAAUCCACGUCUGAAGCAGCCACCGAAUCCACGUCUGAAGCAACCACCGAGUCCACGUCUGCAGCAACUACCGAAUCCACAUCUGCAGUAACCACCGAAUCCACGUCGGAAGCAACCACCGAAUCCACGUCUGUAGCUACCACCGAGUCCACGUCUGUAGCAACCACCGACUCCACGUCUGAAGCAACCACCGAGUCCACGUCUGAAGCAACCACCGACUCCACGUCUGAAGCAACAACUGAACCCACAUCUGCAGUAACUACAGGAUCAACAUCUGAAGCAGCAACCGAAUCCACAUCUCUAGUAACUACGGAAUCGACAUCUGAAGCAACUUCGGAACCCACGCCUGAAGCAAGUACAGAUUCCAGUUCUACGGUAACGACUGAAUUAACAUCUGAAACUAGCACUGAAAGUAGUACCGAGUCCACCACGGAAGCGAUAACCAGUAGCACAACGGAAUCGCAAGAAACGACUUCCAGUACAGAACAACCUGUUUCAAUGCCCUGUCCAAUUGGGAACUUAACCGAGGAACAAAUCACGCUAGUUUGCCCAACUGGUUUCCGAAGGCAUCCAAAAUACUGUAAUCUAUUUUAUCAAUGUACCAACGAAGGUAAUAUGGAGAUCAAAGUACUGGUAUUAAGUUGCCCAGAAGGAACGGUCUUCGAUGAACAAAAGAUACAGUGCUUACCUGAAAACGAAACCAAUCAAGCUUGUAUGAGUACUAAAGCUGUUGGACGAUUCUAUAGACAAUUAGAAGAGAGUCCUGUGUCUCCUAUAAAGGUAUCGACCGAGAAACUGUGCCCGGGAGAGGGUCAUUUCCCAUAUAAACAAGGCUGCAGCAGCACGUUCUACAGUUGCAAACGAGACUCCAGAGACAAUCUUCAGGGUUAUUUGUACAAGUGUCCGCAAAAUUUCUUAUAUUGGUCGAUUUCGAGGAGAUGCGAACGUAUAACGCGAUUACCAAUGUGCGCACUGUAUGCGGCUAGAACCAAGUUCGAAAAUUGGGACAAGAGAUGGCAAAUUCCGGUAGAAGACUAUAAUCUGUCUGCCAGAAGCCUGUUUCCAUAAAUCAUUGAAAAAUAUUUUCUUCAUCUCAAUA